AUGAAGCUCAUACUGUCAACCUCGAAUAUCAUGACCACCGGGCCUUCGGUGCUUCGCUUCCAAACCACAAAAUCAAACGUCGAGCUCAUCAACUCGCUGAAGUUUAAUUUUCAAGCAGCGCAACAAAGCCUACUGCAAGAGGGACAAGCCAGCGCAGUUUCUGAUACGGCAUCUUGGACAAAGCGUGAACACGAUACACUCUACAUCCCCGCAACCGACUUCGCGCAUUCCGGGUUGUCGGAGGAAAGGAACCAGUACGAUAUCACAGUCAAGUUAUUCUACCUUCCGGGAAUCCCAGCAUCAAGAAGACAGACACAUACACGGGAUGCAAUUGAUCUAGUACUUAAGGAGCUACACGUUGAAUCGAUUGAUCUUUUGAUUGUCUCAUUUCCCGGUGUUUCCUUCGACGCUGAGGACGAAGAGCCCGAAGUAGAUGACGACGAGGUCUCAAGAGCUGGCAGUGAAAGCAAAUCCGGAAGCGACAGCACAGAACAAGCCGGUGACUUUGAAGGCAUGGUGAAAACAUGGCAUGCGCUAGAAUCCCUGGUUGAAAAUGGCAAGAUAGCACAACUCGGCGUCGCCGAGUUUAGUACCGAACGGCUAGCUAGGUUUCUUCAGCAUACUAAGAUCAGGCCAUCUGUUGAUCAGAUCAAUGUCAAGGAUUGCUGCGUCGUUCCAAAGUCACUGAUCUUGUAUGCAAAAGAACAGAAAGUUCGACUCCUCACACAUAAUGACUGCACAAAUAUCCUACCUCCGGGCACAACGCGAGAUCUUUUGGGGUCAGGUGAUGAUAGUGCUGGGAUCCUGGCAUCGACACCUGGCGCUGUAGAUUAUCUACAAGGGGAUAUUGAGCCGCAGUGGGUAGUGAAAUAUACUGCCGUGGUGAAAGAUCGAGGUGUUAUUGAGAAUAAGGGUUACUUUGCACUCGCAGAGGUUGGAAGCUGCAUUCGGACUGAUGACCGACUAUGA
This is a messenger RNA of Talaromyces atroroseus, 969 nucleotides long. RefSeq lists its product as hypothetical. The record is from RefSeq and is a predicted model, not a curated record. Gene Ontology annotation, molecular function: glutamate-cysteine ligase catalytic subunit binding; enzyme regulator activity. Bases 1 to 969 code for a protein of 322 amino acids. Lineage: Eukaryota; Fungi; Ascomycota; Eurotiomycetes; Eurotiales; Trichocomaceae. Gene Ontology annotation, cellular component: glutamate-cysteine ligase complex. Gene Ontology annotation, biological process: glutathione biosynthetic process. The transcript is spliced from 2 exons.